AUGAUUCAUGCACAGAAAUACAUCAACACAAAAGAAGUGCAAGCACAACUGUGGUACGAGGAAGAGAGAUCAGACAAGAAGAGAGACACCGAGGAGCGGAAGUCAAAGAGAUCAGACUGGGACUGUAAGAGGCAGGACCACCGAUUUGAUCAUAAACUGCGGACACCUCCGCCGACCUAUUGGAACUUUAUGCCACUAAACACACUGCGGUCUGAGGUUCUGAUGCAAAUUCGUGACCACAGCUACGUCCGGUGGCCUGAAAUGAUGAAGACACAUGGGAACAAGAGGAAUCAUGACAAGUACUGUGAAUUCCAUAGGUACCCUAGCCAUGACAAGGAUAACUGCUUCGACCUAUGCAACCGCAUCGAGGACCUGAUCAGGCAUGGGUACCUUGGCGGGUUCGUUGACAAGAACGAGAAGCCUGUGCAGGAGGAAUGUGUAGAGAAUGCUCGACCACAACCCCGAGCCCCUCCUGCUAGUGUGAUCCACGUCAUAUCGGGAGGAAUCGCCGCAAGAGGGGAAAGUAGCUCAGGGUGCAAGAAAUAUGCACGUUUAUGCGAGAUUGACAACUGCGGGCACAAGAAGAAGUGUGGCCUAUCUAUCACCUUCACCGACAAUGAUCUCUGGGGAGUCCAAACCCCGCACGACGAUGCCUUGGUUAUCAUAGCCGAGGUUUCCAACUUUGAGAUACGGUUGAUUAUGGUUGAUAUAGGUAGCUCCGUUGAUGUGCUCUUCGAGGAUGUAUUUGAGAAGCUCGACAUAGACAAAAAUCACCUCACUUCCAUCAACACUCCCCUAAUGGGUUUAUCCGGAGAGUCCCUCUUGCCCACAGGAAGGAUAACCCUUCCCCUCUAG
Molecule: messenger RNA, 855 nt
Organism: Nelumbo nucifera (sacred lotus)
Lineage: Eukaryota; Viridiplantae; Streptophyta; Magnoliopsida; Proteales; Nelumbonaceae
Source: RefSeq, a predicted model, not a curated record